UGCAUAAGUUGUCAAUAUCAUAUAUUAAAAUAUAUUUGUAUCAAUUUGUGCUUGAUAUCCAGGCUACUCAAGUAAGAUCAGCCAGAUGCCAGUCAUCCUCACCCCACUUCACUUUGAUCGUGACCCACUGCAGAAGCAGCCGUCCUGCAGACGGUCCGUCAUCAUCAGAACCUUCAUCACCAGUGACUUCAUGACCGGCAUCGCCGCUACUCCAGACAACCAAAUCCCUGAAGAGGUGGUUCUCAAGAUGGUCAACGAGAUCAAGAAAAUCCCAGGCAUCUCCAGAGUGAUGUAUGACCUGACGUCCAAGCCACCGGGAACCACCGAGUGGGAGUAGAACAGUGGACUAUUGUACCUUCUGAUUUAUCCUUGUCGACUCCUCUUCUACCUCCCCUUUUCCCAGUACUGCUACAUUCCCCCCCAAAUCCUUUUUCUCCAUUCCCACCACCCCCUUUAGUCACGCCGCCCUGUCAUUGUCCCACUGAGACCGGAACAUUCCCUACAAUGGCAGGUUGUACUGUGAUUGGCGUUAAACUGACAACGCCACUUCAGUUCCGCCUCAUUAUCUGGGGUCGGUUGUAAUAUUGGUAUUAUAAUUGUUGUUGUCAUUAUCCUCAUCACUGAUGAUAAUAAUGAUGAUGCAUUGAUUAGGUUUUUUUUUUAAUCAGUUCUCUGUGUUUAAUGCAUUGUGACGGGUCACUCCUCCAUGUUUUCUGUCGUAGCCACUGAAGAUCUAAGAUCGUUUUAGGGCAGUUGACUGUCCACGUGCAGCAUGACACGAAGAAAGCCAUUUUUUAAGCAAAUCCACUCAUUUAAGGGUUAGGUUCCAAGUGUUGCUGCUUUCUGCCUUUAAGAUAAACGUGUUUUCAUUAACCCAGUUUGUGCAGUGAUGAUUUUGGUUUGGAUUUCAUACCUGAAUCCUUCUAUGGAAGUGGCAGGUAAAGACUAGCAGUAGUAGCUCCUUUAACAUGACCAAUCGAUGUUUAUUUGCCAAAUACAGAUGAGAUCAGACCGUUUGCUGAAUGACGCUCUUACGCUGUGGACGGGUUGGUUUAUCACAGAGGUUUUGCUGUGAAGGAGACUCCUAAAUCUGGAGGCCUCCUGAAAUUUGUGCCUGUUUUAACUUUUUUUUUUUUUUUUCUUUUCUUUUUUCAGUUACUUUGUUUUUCAGGAAUGUGACUUUAUUUUAUGCUGCAUUAUUUUCUUCUGUCUUUUCAGGCAAAGGAUUUUUGAGAUUUGAAUAGUGAGAAGUGAGAAAAUGUGUUAUUACUGAUGUCUGCAUUUUACAUCACCGUGGUUGAGUUUGCCUAGGCUGGUCUUAUAAACAUGUAAGAUCAACAGUGUACUUACUUUCACCAAUAAAGGCCUUUUUAUUUUAAUUUUUGUGCGUGUGUGCUAGGUAGAGCAAUAGGAUUUUCAAAGGCAAAUGAAAGGAGAUUUACAGGAGGAGGAAGAAUAGGUUAUUGACAGGACACCAGAUGAGGGGCAUCAUCCCGCAAAGAACGCCAAGUCCUUUUGAGCUAAAUUGGGCUUAACUGAAUUUGGAACACGAGUUAAUGUCAAUAUUUGAGUCCUCUUGUGUGUGUGUGUGUGUGUGUGGCCUCAUUAUUAAUAUUCCACUCCUUUAACAGAAGUGUGUUCUUAUGUCUAGAGGGAGGGGGCUUUGAUUGGGCUCAAAUGGAAAUCUGUGUCUAGCCUUUUGUCUAAUUUAUGAUGUAGAGAAUUGUGAUAUGAAUAACAUGCUCGGUAUUUAUUGUCUUUAAAUAUUUUAUUUCAAAAACGUUCUGUUGUCACGAUGGCAAAAAACUCAAUGCAAGAUUAAUUUCCCCCUCGUCUUAAUCGCAAAUCUUGUUAAUGUCUUUUUCUCAGUGUCACCUUUACCGUGUGUAUAUUUUACUUGUCUAAUAGAAAUACAACUAACAAGUUUAAAUUCCUAGUGGGUAAACUGCAAUAUUACAUGAUAUUCAGUUUAAUUUAUGCAAUUCUAUGUUGAUUCUCCCCUCCCCCCCCUUUUUUUUUUGUCUAAACCUGAACAAUGCUGUUUUACCUUAGUAUUGUGCCUCAGACCAAACCACCGCAUGCAGUUUGAAACUGAUAUUUGUAUAAUGCAAACUGAGCUUUAAUAAAGAACUCUGUGUUCAGAUUUCUCUCAUCA
Molecule: messenger RNA, 2155 nt
Organism: Sinocyclocheilus grahami
Lineage: Eukaryota; Metazoa; Chordata; Actinopteri; Cypriniformes; Cyprinidae
Product: GMP synthase [glutamine-hydrolyzing]-like
Exons: 2
Coding region: 86-337 (83 amino acids)
Biological process (GO): GMP biosynthetic process
Cellular component (GO): cytosol
Molecular function (GO): ATP binding; GMP synthase activity; GMP synthase (glutamine-hydrolyzing) activity
Source: RefSeq, a predicted model, not a curated record